Helianthus annuus (common sunflower) is the source of this 630-nucleotide messenger RNA. Its product is annotated as WD repeat-containing protein LWD1-like. The transcript has a single exon. The record is from RefSeq and is a predicted model, not a curated record. The coding region runs from base 165 to 494 and encodes 109 amino acids. NCBI's taxonomy places the organism in Eukaryota, Viridiplantae, Streptophyta, Magnoliopsida, Asterales, Asteraceae. Gene Ontology annotation, cellular component: nucleus. Gene Ontology annotation, molecular function: protein binding.
ACAACAACCGGUUUGUGUGAAGUUGUUUCGGCUCGGUUUCGGCUGAUGGGUCAGUGAAGGUGUUCGAUUUACGACAUUAGGAGCAUUCGACGAUUAUUUACGAGAGUUCUGAGCCGGAUACGCCGUUGGUUCGGCUUGGGUGGAAUAAGCAAAAUCCGAGGUAUAUGGCGACGAUUAUAAUGGAUAGCGCGAAGUUGGCUCUGUUGGAUAUUCGGUUUCCGACGUUGCCGGUUGUGGAGCUGCAGAGGCAUGAGGCGGUUGUGAAUGCUAUUGCGUGGGCGCCGCGUAGUUCGUGUCAUAUUUGUACUGCGGGUGAUGAUUCGCAAGCGCUUAUUUGGGAUUUGAGUUCUAUGGGGCAGCUGAUUGAAGAAGGGGUGGAUCCGGUUUUGGCGUGUACUGCGGGUGCCGAGAUUGAACAGUUGCAGUGGUCGUCUUCGCAACCGGAUUUAGUUGCCAUUGCUUUUGCAUCGAAGCUGCAGAUUCUGAGGGUAUGAUUGUGUUAAAAUGUUGGUCUUUUUUGUAAUUGUGUUUGGUUGGUUGCAUUGAUUUUAGGUUGACUUGUAGCCUAUAUAGAUUUGAGAAUACACUGACAUUUGCAUUUGCUUCUUACCCAUUUAAAUGCUUUUAGUU